Apiotrichum porosum is the source of this 1677-nucleotide messenger RNA. RefSeq lists its product as uncharacterized. Lineage: Eukaryota; Fungi; Basidiomycota; Tremellomycetes; Trichosporonales; Trichosporonaceae. Bases 1 to 1677 code for a protein of 558 amino acids. The transcript has a single exon. The record is from RefSeq and is a predicted model, not a curated record.
AUGGCCGCACCUAUGUCCUUCUUCGCGCGACCAGCGCCCCUCGAGAGUCGCGACCGCGCACUCCAGCCUGCCAAACGCGUCGCGUCCCCCAUCGUCGUGGUCGCCGGCCCCAGCAAGCGCGUCAAGAUUUCCUCCAACUCAUCCUCCCCCGCCGCAUCUGACAAGACUCGCGAGCGCCAGCCUCUCACUCCCCACGCGUCGAGCGACGGACCCAGUCCCGACGCCGACCACGGCGCAAUGUCCGCCGCUCACCGCGACGCGUCCAAACCCUCAUCCUACCCUGCCCACGCCACCCUGCGCCGUGCACCACCCACCCCGGGCACGUCGACGGUCGCCGCGUCCUCGUCUCCCCGUCGUCUGGCGCUCUCAUCAUCGCCGCGCAUGGGCGCCGCCCGCCUCAAGCCCCACACCGAUGUCGUCCUCGACGACACCACCACCCUCGUGUUCGGUCGCCACCGCCCACACCGUGUCGGCCCUGGUGUCCACGCGGCACCCACUUCGCUCGUCCCCCGCCUCGUGUUCCCGGACCGCCCCGCGCGCACCAUCUGCCUUGACCGUGGCGCCCGCCAUGCGUCCCGUGUUCACGCAGCCGCGGAGCGCACCGCGUCCGGAAUCCGUCUCCUUGUCCUUGGCCAGAACGGCGUCAAGGUCAAGUUUGCCGGUGUCCGUCGCCGCCUCAUGACCGGCACAGUAGAGGAGUUUGAUGGACCUGUCGAGGUCGACUUCUACGGCGCCACCGUCGCAAUCCGCGUGCAGGAGCUUGAGAUGGAGGUUGAGGAAGACGAGGACGAAGAGCGUGAACGCGCUCUGUUCACGCCUGAGCCUAUCGUUCACCGCCGUGCGGUCACUCCUCUGUCACUCCCUCCAUCGUCACCACCUGUCCUCGCGGAGCACUUCUCGGAAGAGGAGGAGGAGGAGGAUGAGGAAGAUGAGCCCAUGCUCGGCGAGCCCAUCGUCCUCGCCCCAACACCCGGUGCCGCGUCUGGUUCGCCCUCCAGCUCGCGCGCUAGUUCGCCGCUUUCUGACUGUGACGACUUCCCCGCCCCUGCCGCACCCAUCACCCCUGCUGCACCUGCGUUCCUCUCUGGCCCCGCACCUACCCCCGGCAUGUCCUCGCCACCACCCCGCUCGUCCCCUGCUCCGGCCGGUAUCCAGGUCAAGAAGGAGCUCGUCGCAUCAACCGAGGACAUUGUCAAGCCGGCAUCCCGCCCGGCGUCGCGUGUCGGUACCCCUGCCCCAACUCAUGGCGCCAAGUCGCGCCCUGCCACUCCUCCUCUCGAGAUCCCUCCUCCCCCGGCGGACAUGGAUCUGGCCGCGCUCCUCGUCAACACCAUCGUCUUCUCGGGUUCGUCCAAACUCAGCCUGCCCGACAUGGUCAAGAUGAUGCUCGAGUCCCAGCCCUCGCUCCGUGACAAGGGCAACGACGCAGUAUGGACCGCUUGGUGCCGUGACGAGCUCGACGAGAACCCCAUGUUCGGCAAGGUCGCGCGUAACGGCAAGGACUCGUCGGGCCGUCCCCUCCAGUCCCACUACUUCUACAACGCCGCCAGCGACCCCGACCCGGCACGCGCCAAGGAACUCGGCGGCCUCGUCAGGCCUCUCCGCGCUGCCCAGCGCGCAGGCGGCAAGGCCAUUGACUGGCGUCCGGUCGGCGCUGGCCGUAGGCGAUACUACUAG